AUGAUUCAGAAGCAAAAAUUCUGUAUGCAGCAUUUGUAUGUUAAGAUGUUGGGUACUGAUAGGGUGCCUUGGAGAUACUUAAUACAGAAUAAUAGUGCUAGACCUAGAGCCAUUACCAUCACUUGGAUGGCAUGCCAUGGUAGAUUGGGUACUAAAGAUAGAGUGAGCAAGAUUGGUUUGAUAACAGAUCGGGUUUGUAGCCUUUGUAAUACUUGUGAUGAGUCACUUGAUCACCUCAUGUUUGGCUGUAGCAUUGCAAAGGAUAUUUGGAAGUUUGUCCUCCAUUGGCUGGGAAUUCAACAUGAUCCGCAACCUUGGUCCAUUGAGAUUGUUUGGCUUACCAAUAUGAUUGAAAAGAAAGGCUGGAGAUUCAAGGUCCUGAAGAUAGCUUUGGCCGAAACCAUCUAUGGUGUUUGGCAGUAUAGAAAUGAUAUUAUUUUUAGAGGAAAUACUUAUAGAAGCACAAGUAUAGAAAUUGGAGAUAGAAUCAUAGAAAAAGUGAUAUAUAGAGGGUGGUAUUCCCCCAUCUAA
This is a messenger RNA of Vicia villosa (hairy vetch), 531 nucleotides long. RefSeq lists its product as uncharacterized. The coding region runs from base 1 to 531 and encodes 176 amino acids. The record is from RefSeq and is a predicted model, not a curated record. The transcript has a single exon. NCBI's taxonomy places the organism in Eukaryota, Viridiplantae, Streptophyta, Magnoliopsida, Fabales, Fabaceae.